CCACCAUCCUGAGGCCUCCUGCUCUUCCCCGCCCACCUUUACCUCCCGUGGGCUCUACCCCCUUCCAAUCGGCCUCGUUUCUCCUCCCCCGUUUACGUCUGGGCAUGUGCCCCUCGCGGCGCUGGCCACGCAGGGCCCUGCAUUUAACCUCUGGCCGCCCGGUGCGAAGUUAGAGGCUGGGCUGGCGCGGACAGCGCGCACACCUGGGGCGGGAGCAGAGGCGGGAGCCCGGGCCUGCCCGUAACCUCCGCUGGGCGCACGAUGACCUGCUACCGAGGCUUCCUGCUGGGCAGCUGUCGUCGCGUAGCGGGCGGCCGGGCGGCGGCGCUGAGGGGCCCGGGCGCGGGAGGCCCCGCCGCGAGAUCGCGGCUCGGAGGUGACGGGGACGGCUGGCGGCACCUGGGGCAGGGGCAGCCACGCGAGCUGGCGGGCUGUGGCAGUCGUCCCGAUGGCGGCUUCCGCCCGUCCCGGGUGGUGGUGGUGGCCAAAACGACCCGGUACGAGUUCGAGCAGCAGCGCUACCGUUACGCGGAGCUCUCGGAGGAGGACCUGAAGCAGCUGCUUGCAUUGAAAGGCUCUAGCUACAGUGGACUGCUUGAACGACAUCAUAUUCACACCAAAAAUGUUGAGCAUAUUCUAGAUAGUUUACGGAAGGAGGGGAUUGAGGUCCGGCUAGUGAAGAGGAGAGAAUAUGACGAAGAAACGGUUCGAUGGGCAGAUGCUGUCAUAGCCGCAGGAGGUGAUGGCACCAUGCUCCUGGCAGCAAGCAAAGUGUUGGACAGACUUAAGCCAGUUAUUGGAGUGAACACUGACCCAGAACGGUCUGAGGGUCAUUUAUGUCUUCCUGUUCGAUACACACAUUCCUUCCCAGAAGCCUUACAGAAGUUCUAUCGCGGUGAGUUCAGGUGGCUGUGGAGGCAGCGAAUCAGGUUAUACCUCGAAGGGACUGGCAUAAACCCCAUUCCUGUGGACCUCCACGAACAGCAGCUAAGUUUGAAUCAACAUAGCAGAGCCUUCAAUAUCGAAAGAGUUCAUGAUGAAAGGCCCGAGGUGUCAGGACCCCAGCUUUUGCCAGUGAGAGCACUGAACGAGGUCUUCAUUGGGGAGAGUCUGUCGUCCAGAAUGUCUUAUUCUUGGGCUGUGGCAGUGGACAAUUUAAGAAGAAGUAUACCCACUCUAAAGGGACUGGCUUCCUACUAUGAGAUUUCAGUGGAUGAUGGUCCAUGGGAAAAACAGAAGAGUUCAGGGCUCAAUUUGUGUACUGGAACAGGAUCAAAGGCCUGUAUGUUUUUAGAAUUAAAACAAGAAAGAAUUUAUGUGGUGUUUGUUUCUAGGUCAUUCAAUAUUAACAGGGUUGCAACUCAGGCUGUGGAAGAUGUUUUAAAUAUUGCAAAACGACAAGGAAAUGUAAGUCUCCCACUGAACAGGGAACUGGUAGAGAAAGUAACAAAUGAAUACAACGAAUCGCUGCUCUACAGUCCAGAGGAACCAAAGAUACUCUUCAGUAUCCGAGAACCCAUAGCGAACAGAGUCUUCUCCAGCAGCCGGCAGCGGUGUUUCACCUCCAAGGUUUGCGUCCGUUCGCGUUGUUGGGAUGCCUGUAUGGUUGUGGACGGAGGAACUUCUUUUGAGUUUAACGAUGGAGCAAUUGCUUCGAUGAUGAUCAAUAAAGAAGAUGAGCUUCGAACUGUCCUUCUAGAACAGUGAAGGGUACCCUCCGAUGACAAAUUUGAUUACCCGAAAAAUACUUUAACUGCAGAAACAGGCGACCGGUCAUAAAGCUGCCUUUUUUGGUUAUUGUCGAGACCGGUUGGCCCUGGGCUCGAAGGUGACUAAGAAACUGAGAUUUGUAUUCCCCUCUUGGAUUCUGAUGGAGAAGAUGUUCACUGGGCAAGAAAAUGGAUGGACUACGCGUCUGGGAUUGAUACUAGUGAAAUUUCUAUCUUUCUUGUUGUUGGUAUCCAAGAGUGCUGAUGCCUUUUUAGAUUUAGAGAGAUAAGUGCAAAUAAAGGAUUAAAUGUUUAGGAUUUGUAAUUUAACUGUACAACUUCUCCUUCCCUUUCCUCCUAACUUUGCGGAAUUGGUCAGAACACACACAGCUCAUUUGACUAGUGUAUAUUUUUUAUAGCACCUACAAAUCAAGAUUUAAAAAAAUAUGAUGGAGAAUUUUGAUAAACCCUGACAUUGACCUAAUUGAAGUAGGUGAAUGUGUUUUUAUAUGUGCUGUGAAUUUUCUAAUUUGAGAACGCACUGAUACCGGUAUGGCUAUGGGUGUAAGAAGUUCAAGCAAUCACUUUUGAAAUGUAUAGUUUUACUUGACUCACAGGUUAAUUUUGACAGUGCUGAGUUAAUUGAAGUACAUAUAAUGGGACAAAAUCGGGAUGCUUUUACAGAUGUAUUACUAUCCAUUAGCUGUUUAGUGAUAGACAGUUUUUACUUAAAACUCUAACAUGGAUUCAAAGACUAAAAGGAUGGACUGACAAGACAUACUCCACUAGGAGUUUGGUCAAACCUUUAAAAAGUAUUUUCGUCUACUUUCAAUAUCAUGGUAGUCUUCAACUCGCCCGUAUUCCAAAUUUCACACAUUAGCUUUGGGGGGUAAACGUUACAGCUUUUCUCUGCCUGCCCAUGAGAGUUUCUUUAUUUUUGGAGGACAUUAUUUUUGUCUAGUUCUUGAUCUACUUAUAUGGAAUCCUAGAAUUUUCACAAAAGGCACCUGUUGCUGCCUCAUGAGACCGUCGGUAGCCUCGUGCCAUUUAUUCCAAGUUGUCGUUUUUUCAUUUGCUAUUAAAGACUUGUAUUCAAUCAUUGAAAUAUUUAUUAAACAUCCACUCUGUGCCAUGCACUGUACUGAUUGCCGGAUAUACCCUGACGAAGAAAACAGACGCUGUCCUGAUGGAACCUGAGCCGAGCAAGCUCAGAAGUGCGUUCUGUGAAAGCUGGGAUGCACAGUGAGAUCCAGUGCUCCUGGUGUUGUCAACGUGCACUGUGUUCUCGUCAGACUUUCUGUAAAACCUUACCACACAGAAGUAAUCUAGGGUUUCUUGUAUCUCCAGAACCAGAAUCUGUUUUUCUUUAGUUGGGCGUGUCUGCAGAGACACUCACUAGCAAAGAGUUCGCAUGAUGCGCACAGUAAAAACUAGCAUUCCCCCAGCGCUGGUUCUAGUUUCUGGUUUGGUUUAAACAUAAUAUACUUAAGGUCUACGCUACGAAGUAAAAUUCCACACUAUAGAACUCCCCUAGUAGGCUUAAGAUGCCUUCUUGACAAAAAUGCCAACUUCAUCUUCAGUAUCAAGGAAAUCAGACUGUCCGUAUGGUAUUAUAGAUCUGUUCAUAUGUAACAUAUUAACAGGUAACUUCUGUGUAAAAUUGUUCAUAAGCCAUAUUUUAAAGGUUUAAAAAUGCCUAAUGUGUUCCAUUUGCAGUAUAACUUCUAAUCUUUCUGCUAUGUGGUGAGGAUUUAUUUGUAAGAGAUGCUGAGAGGCAAAGGAUGUUGGAAUAGCAAAAAUGUUUUUAUGAAGCAACCUUUAAUGGCAAUGAGAUGUGAAUAAAAUUAAACUGUUACUAUC
Messenger RNA from Phyllostomus discolor (pale spear-nosed bat), 3569 nucleotides. RefSeq names its product NAD kinase 2, mitochondrial (gene NADK2). Gene Ontology annotation, molecular function: NAD+ kinase activity. Bases 262 to 1707 code for a protein of 481 amino acids. The transcript is spliced from 13 exons. The record is from RefSeq and is a predicted model, not a curated record. Gene Ontology annotation, cellular component: mitochondrion. Gene Ontology annotation, biological process: NAD+ metabolic process; NADP+ biosynthetic process. Lineage: Eukaryota; Metazoa; Chordata; Mammalia; Chiroptera; Phyllostomidae.